Colletotrichum fioriniae is the source of this 1485-nucleotide messenger RNA. RefSeq lists its product as uncharacterized. The record is from RefSeq and is a predicted model, not a curated record. Lineage: Eukaryota; Fungi; Ascomycota; Sordariomycetes; Glomerellales; Glomerellaceae. Gene Ontology annotation, molecular function: iron ion binding; oxidoreductase activity, acting on paired donors, with incorporation or reduction of molecular oxygen; monooxygenase activity.
AUGCCUGGCGCAGUUCCAAUCUUUGGGCAUCUUCUAAAGCUCGGCGAAGACCAUGCGAGCACUUGCGAGAAUUGGUGGCGGAAAGGGAAUCCAUCUACUUUCCAAAUCAAGUUGGGAAACACGAGAGCAGUGGUUUUUAACUCAUAUGAAGACAUCCGGCGUCUCCUCAUCGGCCACCAGAAUGCAGUUGUUGACCGGCCGAAACUGUACACCUUCCACGGCCUCAUCAGCAGCACGCAGGGCUUCACCAUCGGAUCGUCGCCCUGGGACGACUCAUGCCGCCGAAAACGCAAGGCCGCGGGCACGGCUCUCGGAAGACCCGCCCUUCGGAGUUACUAUCCAAUGUUCGAUCUCGAGAGCUAUUGCAUCCUCCGAGACCUGCACAAGGACAGUCGGAACGGUGAGGUGGAGAUCAGCGUACGACCGUAUAUCCAGCGUUAUGCGUUGAACACCACGCUGACGCUCUGCUACGGCAUCCGAAUGGACGCCGUCUACGAUGACUUGCUACGCGAGAUUCUGCACGUGGGUUCGGCAAUUUCGCUCCUGCGUAGUGCUUCCGAGAACACCCAAGACUACGUCCCCAUCAUGCGGUACUUUCCAAACAAUGAGAAGAGCCGUCGUUCCAAAGAUCUCAGGGAGCGCCGUGACGCGUACUUGAAUCUGCUUCUUGAUAAAGUCCGAGAGCAGAUCAAGCGUGGUACUGAUAAGCCCUGUAUCUCAGCAGCAAUCUUAAAGAAUGAGGAAACCAAGCUCAGCGGAGUCGAAGUCUCGUCAAUCUGCCUGUCACUUGUGUCCGGAGGAUUCGAGACGAUACCGGGGACUCUCACCUCGACCAUCGGAUCCCUUGCCACAAAGGAGGGGCAAGCCUGGCAGGACCGGGCUUACGAAGAUAUCAAGCGUUACUACCCAGACGUGCGCGAAGCGUGGGCUUCUUGUUAUGUAGAAGAGAAAAUUCCCUACAUCAACGCUAUCAUCAGGGAAGCUGGAAGGUACUACACAGUCAGUUCCAUGAGUCUUCCCCGAAAGACUGUGACCGAAGUAAACUGGAACGGGGCCAUCAUACCCCCCAAGACAAUGAUCUUGGUCAACGCACAAGCCGGAAAUCAUGAUGUCGGGCAUUUUGGCGAUGAUGCCGGUCAUUUCGAUCCCGAGCGGUGGCUCGAAACUCUUGACCCCCCUACAGAAAAGGAAGUUUCAGGCGUCGGUCACCUCAGCUUUGGACUCGGAUCCCGCGGCUGCUCCGGGCAGUACAUUGCACAGCGUCUACUAUACGCGGCUUUGGUGCGACUGCUAUCUUCGUACAAGAUUGUUGCGAGCGAAGAAGAACCUCCGAACACGGACUAUGUCGAGUAUAAUCAGUUCAAGACGGCUUUGGUGGCGAUCCCCAAGGACUUUAAGGUAAAGCUCAUCCCCAGAGACAUCUCUGUGACCAGUGAUUGCUUGAGAACUGCGGAGGAGAGGACUAGAGAGUACUAUGUCGAAUAA